Cyprinus carpio (common carp) is the source of this 501-nucleotide messenger RNA. RefSeq names its product integrin alpha-E-like. The record is from RefSeq and is a predicted model, not a curated record. The transcript is spliced from 4 exons. The coding region runs from base 74 to 424 and encodes 116 amino acids. Lineage: Eukaryota; Metazoa; Chordata; Actinopteri; Cypriniformes; Cyprinidae.
GGACAGUCACUGUGGGAAGUUUGAGUGUCAUCAGUUUCAUCUGCAGAAAUAUUCAGUAGCUCACUUCAACCUGAUGGCACAUGCAGCUCUACAAAAUGUCAAGGAAUUCAAGAGUAAAUAUUCCUUCUACGAGUUCAGGAGGGAUUAUGUCUUCAACAUCAGUUCUGAGCUCAAUUUCAACACAAGCCGCUACAACCAGAUUGCCAGUGGAUGUGAUGAUUUUUCUCAGACUGAGGUGAAGGUGGAGUUUGUCGUUCCUCCCAGUCUAAUGCUGAUUGUCUGCACUGGUGCAGUGGGCGGGCUUCUCCUCCUCAUUAUAAUAUUAUUCCUUCUGCUGAAGUGUGGGUUUUUUACACCAAAGCGUCCCGAAGUGUAUGAAAAUAGGAUGGUGAUUCUCAUCAACUUCAGCACUACAGAAAACUAAAGUCUGAGUCAGUGUUUUGAAGGAGGCCUCAAAACUGAAGAUUCUUUUUUAUGUUGAUGUUUUAUUGCUGAAUAUUA